This is a messenger RNA of Danaus chrysippus (African queen), 399 nucleotides long. The record is from the annotation of a GenBank genome assembly. NCBI's taxonomy places the organism in Eukaryota, Metazoa, Arthropoda, Insecta, Lepidoptera, Nymphalidae.
AUGAUUCCUUUAUAUGUUAAUAAAGGCGUCGCUUAUGUUUGGAAUGCUGAUGAUUGGCAUACUCUACGAACUAGUCAUCGAAUAUGUGGUGCUCUAAUAGGAUCACUUCCCCCGUUUCCUCGCCAGAAUGAUUUUCAAGGCUUACCAAUGGCUUUAAUGUCAGUGGAGGCUGCGUUUUUGGUUGAAAAAGGUAUCUGUGAGCUGAUAGAAUUGCCUAAUAUUAAUGAUGAACUAUCUCCAGCACAGAAGCAACAGAUAAAAACAAUGGAAGAAGGAAUAUUCAAAGAUCAGAGUGAAGCCAUGCAUAAGAAGAGAGUCGAGCAAAUGUCGCAGAAGAUUGAUAUAAUUGUUGCUGGCAAAGUGCAGAAAUUGAAGGCCAAAGGAAAAACUGGCAAGUGA